Messenger RNA from Coprinopsis cinerea okayama7#130, 3633 nucleotides. RefSeq lists its product as hypothetical. The record is from RefSeq and is a predicted model, not a curated record. Bases 1 to 3633 code for a protein of 1210 amino acids. Lineage: Eukaryota; Fungi; Basidiomycota; Agaricomycetes; Agaricales; Psathyrellaceae. The transcript has 11 exons. Gene Ontology annotation, biological process: protein transport.
AUGUCAGCGUUGGAGUGGGAUUCAAGUGCAGUCAAGUCCCACCUACGCCUCACAUGCCAGCGUCUAGCCCAGUUGCAAUCUAAAUUGGACGCGGACGGCAGCAUAACUCGGAAAGACAUCGCGACGUUACUGCAGCAAGGAAAUGUCUUAUUAGCUCGGGCAAAGGCGCAAAAGCUUUUACAAGAAGAUGCUCAAGGAGACUUGAUGGAAAUUUUGGAGAAUGAGAUAGGAACGCUCAUAACGCAUCUGGCAGAAUUGGAAGCCAACUUGACUCCAUCUCCUGUCCUUGUCGAGGCUCUGUCAAGUGUGAUAUAUUCCGCCCCACUAGUUCCUUGCAAAGAAUUGCACAUCCUCAGAAAUCUCCUUGUCCAGCGUGUUGGGCCGGAUUUCGCUCUUUCUGCGAUGAAAAACAAUGACCGACAUGUCUCCCCUCGCAUCAUUAGAAUCACCUCCACCCCGGUCCCUACAGCCUCGAAACUAGAUCGAUACCUCGCCCAUAUCUCAAGAACCUAUGGGGGAAAUUGGACGCCAGACCCUCAGCGUCACAAUGUUGUCAAUAUCUUGUCCGAAAUCCUCAACCCGGAACCGUCGAAGGAGGUGGAUAUGACUUCACUCCGCCGAUUUUGCUUCUACGGUAUUCCUGAUGUCCCAUCCUGGCUUCGACCGCGCAUCUGGAAACUCUUCCUUGGCGUCCUCCCCGGUGAACAAGACGCAUGGGGGAAGGAAAUUGCGAAACAGCGAGCGUGCUACUAUGAUCUUGUUCGACGUCUCUUGGAACCAUACACCACCUUGCCUCCUCCAACCACACCACCUCAUGCCAGCGAUGAAAUCCUACUCAAUGUCGUUCACCAUCUUUCUCGAAUACCGCGAGAGAUGUUCUCACAUCUCGAAGAUGCCCCAGAGGAGUCCAAUCUGUGUCCACUGUCUGAGAAGUCCGACGACAGCAUCAAGAUCCCGCAAGCAACUGCGCUCGAUGACCGAUAUCGAAUCUUGAAGGAGAAGGAUCAUGGAGCUCGUCCAGAAAGCGAAACAGACGCAGACGCGAUGCCAGCCAUUUCAAUCUCCAACUACGACUCGGUGGCCGAGGAGAACGACGAGACUGCAUCACAGGUUUCCAAAGCUCGCCCGCCGUAUUCCUUUGGGCAUGCCCAUCCAACUCAUGGGUCUGCCAUCUUACGACUGCUAUUCAUCCAUGCUUCCAUCAAUCCCGGCCAACUGUCACAACAUAUACCGGCCGUGUUGAUCCCUCUCUACACUGCCUUGCAAGCGGAAGUCGAGCCAGAGGACUUGGCGCAUGUGGAAGCCGACACGUUCUGGUUAUUCGAGGCGAUCGUGGCUGAAUUUUCGGAAUUGGAUGAUGGAGAAGGCAGCCACAGGUGGAUGGCUCAACUGGACCAGACAUUGGCUUGGGCAGAUCCUGAGUUACACCAGAGUUUGGCAGCCAAAGGCCUCCAACCGUCCUUGCCUCAUUAUUCAUAUCGCUGGUUGGCCCCAGUCCUGACCUACACAAUCCCUGUUCCAGCUAUUUUCGUUUUCUGGGACGCCCUAUUCGCGCGUUUACCUAGGGAGCGCGAUACGGCACCUCGAUUAGACUUCUUGAUCGAUCUUGCCUGCUCUAUGCUUCUGGCUGUGCGAAGGGAGUUACUAAGUCUCGGUCGUGCUCCAAAUACAAACCGACUGUGGGUGGAGCAGGAACAGGAUUCGGAGACAAAGUCGAAGACGAUCAACGAGAGUGAUCCCUUUCUCGAAGGAAUAUCCCUGCUACAAACCUACCCUCGGACCUUCGUCGAUGACGCAGAGCGAAUUAUCCAAACAGCCAACGACCUCGUGAAACGGCGCGAAAUGGAAGCUAACAGGAACCAGCCCCUGUCCAGCCAGUCGGAACCCAGUUUGGGUGUCAGGUUGCGGAAUACCGUGUGGAAAGGGAUCACCAACCAAAUUGAUCCAGACCCAGAUGACAUUUCUUCGAGUUCCAGCGAUUCCGACCAGGAGAAACAGCAAGAGGACGGGAACGAGACGGAGAGAGAGUCUGCUACAAGUUCCUGGUGGUCCAGUAUUGCAGGAAGCAACCUAUCUGGGACUCGCCUGACCAUCUCUCAUGCGGACACCCUGCAGCCUCCAGAAGAUGAAUCUGGCUAUUCGUCUUCCGCGAGCAAAACGUCUACUGGUAGUAUCUGGAACUAUGCAGAAAAACUCAGAGAUUCAGAUACUGCAGCAACCCUCGCUAAAGUCGGCACAAACUGGCGAGCACGAGCAAUGAACGUAGGGACUUGGAGACAAGCCAAAGCUGACCAAAAUAGGGCUGGAGGUUCCAAUGACAGGACAACCAACGGAGACGGGACUGAUGCUGAAAAGAGUGCUCACCGCCACGAAUCCCCCGAGCCUUCGUUUUACUCUCCAACCAGUUCCCAUCGGUCCACAUACAGCUCGAGCUCGUCGAUAUCCCCCCUCUCCGACCACCAUAAUCAAGAAGAAUCCUUGGUCAGCAAGACCAGAUCGUUCCUAUCCCUUGCCAAAACCCCUUCAUCCGCCGGAUCGAAGACCGCGCCUCGUCCGCUGUUGUUAAGCUCGGCAUCUCCUAUUACGUCUCCCCCAAUGUACACCUCUACGACGCCUGCAACGCCGGAGAAUCCGCAGUGGGCUGAAGUAAUGAAAGCCAAGAAGCAAUUCCUGAACCGAGAGUCCAGGUCGUCUGUGUCCUCUCUCUCGCCAUCCGAAGCCUUCAAAUCGAGUCGCUCGGAUUGGGAAUCCGACGGGGGCAGUAGGAUUGUGCCCCUCAACCGUCGGUCAAUAUCACCUAUGGCGCCGUCGUACAGGAUCAAUCGUGGCUUGGCCAGUCCGUCUCCGUCCGUGGGCGAACCGUUCAGUCCUUCUGUCUCAUCCACAACCUCAACCGGAUCGCCAAGGCUUCCUGUCCUUUCCACUUCACCUGUCUCCGCCUAUUCACCCACAAUAUCGUCAAACACGCCUCCCAUAUCUAGGUCUGCGACACUUCCAGACACCUCAAGUGAAACUCAUGUGUUCGAGCUUGAGCGGAAUGACACGGUCAAGAGAACCCCUCGCGCGGAUGCGGCCAGGAGUCGCAUGUCGUCUCUCGAUGCAUCAGAUGCCCCAGCAACCGGAUUAUCUCGUCAUGCUCGAGUCCGCUCAAGGCGACAAACGCGACCAAGUCAUCUACAGCUGAAGGACACAAACGUUACCAAGCCUCGUUCCCCUGUCGAGAUCAAAACGCCGAAUUCGAGCAAUAAUCUGACGGUAGAGUGGCCUACAGAGGAUCCAGACAUGGCAGCGACACCAAGGGCGACUACCUUCGACGCCACGGACGAUGAUGAUGCAAGUCUCUCUCAAAGACCGAUAUCCCCUCGUUUCAGACGGAGAAAAGUGUCCACGGCUGAAGCACGAGAUCGUUCUAACGUUCGGAAGUUGUCCGGGGACGGACAGGAACCUCGGUUGCGGAAGACAUCGUCUGGUCGGUCGAGGAAGGUGUCCAACGAGGUCAAGGACAAGAAGCACUAUAGGAGGGAAAGCGAGGCAGACGAGGGCGACGACGAAGGUUACGAUGACUUGCUCAGUGCAUACGAAAGCGAAGAUCUCAGCCACACCAGUUACAAGCUCAUAUCUACUUCCCGCUAG